CUCUCGCUCUAGUUUUUCGAGCAGACGCUCAGGUCUGACAGAGACGAGGCUCUUACCGAGUGAAAAAGAGGCGGUUGCUCCGUUUAAGAGAGCAAGCAAGAGAGUUAUCGGCCUCGUGUGUUCUCUGGUCUCGAGUGGGGGAGAUGAAAUUCAAAGUUUAUUUUACUUGCCAGGAAUUAUCCAAAGUGUGUACGCGCCAAAACGACACGCGACUUCGCUCCCGACGGUAUUAGCUCCUGAGGUGCUCACGCUCGCUUUAAUAUUACACUAAAUCCGCGGAUUACGGACUUUUAACGCUCACUGUCACGCGUGUGUCAUCUUGUUUUAUUUUUAUUAUUUUUUUUCCUUCAUGUGCUCAGUUUGACUUUCUGUGAUAGUGUUUUGUGUUUUUGGAUCUUUUUCCGCCACGGAGCUCCAUCAUUGAAAUAUAUAAAGAAGUUUUAAAGGCCUGAAGAUUCUGCCUUCGCAGCAACUGAGCGCUGCGGUCGCUCCAUGGCCGGGCGCCACCGGCCUUUUGGCCUCUGUUACCGCUGACGAUAUGGCACAUAAAGGCCACAGCGGAGUUAAUCAGCUGGGCGGCGUCUUUGUCGGAGGUCGACCCCUGCCAGACUCAACCCGUCAAAAAAUAGUCGAGCUAGCGCACUCAGGAGCACGACCCUGUGAUAUUUCGCGGAUCCUCCAAGUCAGCAAUGGCUGCGUCUCCAAGAUCCUCGGCAGGUACUACGAGACUGGAUCAAUCCGGCCGCGGGCAAUCGGCGGCAGCAAACCGCGAGUAGCCACCGCAGAAGUUGUCGGUAAAAUUUCGCUGUACAAAAGCGAAUGCCCGUCAAUAUUCGCAUGGGAAAUUCGCGACCGGUUGCUUCAAGAAGGCGUCUGUACAAAUGACAACAUCCCGAGCGUAUCGUCGAUAAACAGGGUGCUGAGGAAUCUCGCGGCCCAGAAGGAACAGCGACAGCAGCAUCAUCAGCAUCAGCAUCCCCAGCAGCCGGUUGGGGUGGGAACCCCCGACAGCGUUUAUGACAAACUGAGGCUGCUCAAUGGCCAGAGCAGUUGGCCGAGACCGAAUCCCUGGUAUCCGACGGGAGCUGGAAGUCCGUUUCCUUCGCUGCAGCCGAGUCUGAGUCCGAGUCACUGCACGACUUUGCCGGUUGAUCCUGAUCUCCAUGCAAAAAAAGUGGCCGAAUUGGAAGGGGGAGCUCAUUCUGAUGAGACAAACAGCGGGGGCGAUAACAGCAACGCGGGAAGCAUUUCUGGUGGGGCUGAUGAUGACCAGGCGAGGCUUAGGCUCAAGAGAAAGCUGCAGAGAAAUCGCACGAGUUUUACUAAUGAUCAGAUUGACGCGCUGGAGAAAGAGUUCGAGCGGACUCAUUAUCCUGAUGUCUUUGCUAGAGAAAGACUCGCUGGGAAAAUUGGGCUGCCGGAGGCGAGAAUACAGGUCUGGUUUUCGAAUCGCCGCGCAAAGUGGAGACGCGAAGAAAAAUUACGAACUCAAAGAAGAGAUAAUCCACCGUCACAGCAGCAGAGCCAACAGCAAACUGGACACUCAGGGGUGCAUUUAGUAGGCGGCCAUCCGACCCCACCGCCUCCUACGGGGAUCCUUGGAGCACAAGCACCACCGCAAGUCCCUCCCUCGCCUCCAAGAAUUCAUCAUGGAUUCGCGCCGAGUGUUUAUCCAGGGAUUCCGAGCAUGCCUGACUCUUACAGUCCCAUGACGUCGAUGCCAAACUUCAGCAUGUCUCAGCAAAGUCAGCAGCAUACCACCAGCAUGUCAUCACUCACAACCGGGGGAAUGGGUCACAUGGGCAUGACAGUCGGAAUGACCGUAGGUCCAAGUCCAGCAGCGUGUCUCCAUCAGCGAGACAACGGAUACUCUUGCGGCGUAGCACGACCACCCAGUUACGAGCCUCUGCAUCUAGGAUAUGGGUCACGACCCAGCUGUAGCCCGACUCAGCCGUACCACACCCCCGGUCUGAACCAGUACAACCAGAAUGCCAGUUCGACCGGUGAGUGUCUACCGCACUCACUGCACUCGCUGCUAGCGCUCUAGCCACACGUGGGACUCGGCUACCAUCACCACUGCUAAUCGGUUUGAUUUCCCCGGGUGUCAGUGUCCCAAUAGCUGUACCAGGCCAUCAGCCGACUCCGGACAUGGCUGCCCAGUACUGGAGCCCGAGACUCCAGUGAUCCUGGUGGUCAACCAGCUUGGCCGCACCUCAAAACUGACUUACCGACCGUCGGUAGAAACUCGGUCGGUAAUUUUUUGUAUCAAGGCUUGGAUUGGGGUCUUGGUGAUACUGGACGUACUGCCACCCGUUUAAUUGAAAUUUUAUUAUUUAUGAUAUUAUAUAUAAAUAUAUAUAUGCAAAUAUAUAUUAACAAUCGUUAAGUUUGUUAAUUAACUAGAUAAUCGAUAUCAGUUAUGGAUUUUAUUUGGAUAGGAAAAUUAUUAGUUAGUCAAAUAGUUACUAAGCCCGACAUAUAAUUAUUAUUAAUUGAUUAAUUAUUAUUAUUAUUAUUAUUAUUAUUACUAAUAUUAGUGAUAUUUAUCGGUGUAAUAAAAGAGGUUGCUGUUAAAUAUCUAGCUAAGGAAAUUCAUUUUUUAAGGUUAUAAUUGUAAUUGUGUAAAAAAAUGUGAAUUUUUGAGAGGAAGGAGAAAUUUUGUUUUGACGAGACCAAUUGUGAUUAUUUCUGUUAGGUACUUAAGCGUAAUUAUAUGGAUUAUAAAUAAAUAUGUGUUAUUUUAUUGACCCACUUACCGUCCUGUCAUUUUGUAUAUUUUUUACUUACCUGUGAUUU
Microplitis mediator is the source of this 2796-nucleotide messenger RNA. Its product is annotated as paired box protein Pax-6-like. Gene Ontology annotation, molecular function: DNA-binding transcription factor activity, RNA polymerase II-specific; RNA polymerase II cis-regulatory region sequence-specific DNA binding. Gene Ontology annotation, biological process: regulation of transcription by RNA polymerase II; anatomical structure development. NCBI's taxonomy places the organism in Eukaryota, Metazoa, Arthropoda, Insecta, Hymenoptera, Braconidae. The record is from RefSeq and is a predicted model, not a curated record. The transcript is spliced from 9 exons. The coding region runs from base 539 to 2047 and encodes 502 amino acids.